AGAAAAUGUGCCCGCUUGAUAACAGCAACGCGGGCCGAGGUACCGUAGAUGCACCACGGUUCUCCGCGUCGCGAUCCUCUGUCAGCCGAUCGAUUCCUCAGGGUCGAUAGUGGGGAUCCUCGGGAGGAUUCGAACACGGUUUCGUAUCUGUCGCACUUCGGAACCGACACCAGUUCGGCAAGAAUAUCGUACGUUUUCGGACACGAGGUCCGCUUUCCCCGCGAGACCGUGCCGCCCCGCGAAAUCGCUUCGCGUCUCCGCUGAUCGCGGGCUUCCGUUCGCCAGCAGUCCUAUCAAGAUCUCGGAAUCGCUUGGUCCCAUCGUCCUACUGCGCGACACUUCCACCUGCGAUCAGGGUAAGAGGACAGCGUUGGCGCGGUAAUCGAGAGAGAAAGAAUCGGUUGGACGCAGGAUCGGCUUUAACCACGCGGCACGGAAACAUGGAGAACACGUGAUCGUGGACCGCCGAGCGGAAGUCGUGAGAGCGGAACCAAGAGCGGCGAAUAGGGUGGUUGGAACGAGGAAAAGCGAUGCUAAGGGCCGCGGGAACAGCAAAGGUACAUCAGAAACGUGCGACCAGCAAUUGAGGUCAGCCAGAUCUCGAGGCUGCGGAACGGCGUUGGUCUGUCGUGCGGUCAGCGUGCCGUCCGCCGAAAAUGAAGAAUAACAUGAGCAACCACGAGAAGAACGGGCCGGAGAGCCUGAAGUUGUUGAGGGUGCCUAGCACGCCGCCGACCACCCCGACUACGCCCACCACGCCGAGCUCUAGGGGACUCGAGGACGUCUUCAAGGACCUGCCCAUCACCGAUGACACUUCAUGCGGGAUUUGGUGCAUGCGCGGCCCGACCUUGCAGCGGUUCGCGAACAAAAAGGCUUACGUAUUCCUCUACGGUGUGCUCGGAUGUAUAUUUUCGGCCAGUUACGCGUAUUUCAACGGCACCAUCACCACUAUUGAGAAGAGAUUUAAAAUACCUUCGAAGACCACAGGUCUUAUCACAGUAGGUAAUGAUAUUUCGCAACUAUUCGUGUCAGUGGUCCUGUCCUACUACGCAGGAAGAGGUCACAGGCCUCGAUGGAUCGCGUUCGGAAUCUACACGGUUGUCCUCUUUUGCUGUCUCACAAUGCUGCCGCAUUUCUUGUAUGGUCCGGGAGAGGAUGCACUUUUGCUCACCAAGGAAUAUGGAGCCAAACCACAGACCGUAAAUGCGAGUCAUGUACCUGACAAACACCGGAAGUUCCUAUGUCUGGGGAAGGAGAACCGCGAGAACGAGUGCGAGUACGCGGACGGGAAUUUCGCGCCGCAAGUCCUGUUGUUUAUAGCGCAACUGGUGUCCGGGGUCGGAGGGUCGCUCUAUUACACUCUGGGAGUGUCUUACAUGGACGACAAUAUACAAAAAUCGAAGACGCCAGCGUUGAUCAGUUUCUCCUAUUUCUUGAGGAUGCUGGGACCUGCGAUCGGUUACGGUUUGGCUUCCUUUGCCCUCAAGUUUUACAUCAGUCCGACGUUGACGCCUACGAUUACCACACAGGAUCCAAGGUGGCUAGGUGCCUGGUGGCUCGGUUGGAUCAUCCUAGCGAUUCUCUUGUUCAUCUUUGCAAGCGUAAUCGCCCUUUUCCCAAAAACUCUACCCAGAGCAGCAGCCCGAAAAGUCUUGGCCUCUGAACGGAACAAGUCUGCGACUAACAUGAAGGCAGAUCAAGAACCGGAAUUGCCUGCCUCAUUAUCCGACAUGAUCAGGACGUUUAAGCGUCUGCUGACGAAUACGACGUUAAUGUGCAACAACUUGGCAACUGUGUUCUACUUCAUGGGUUACAUGCCUUAUUGGAUCUUCAUGCCAAAAUACAUUGAAACUCAGUACAAACAGUCGGCGUCCGUUUCUUCGUUGAUCACCGGAACUGUCGGCCUGGUCUUCAGUGCCUUUGGAAUUCUUCUCUCCGGUUUGAUCAUUUCGAAGUACAAACCGAAAGCUAGGUAUUUGGCUGCCUGGAAUGUGAUGGUGGGAGCUAUUUCUGUUAUGGGAAUGAUCUCGUACGCUUUCCUCGGAUGCUCCGCCAAUGACAACCAAAUUGCCGUUCAAUCCGAUGGCGCAUUGAAGACUCUGCUCCCGUGCAAUGAGGAAUGCCACUGCGACUAUGUUACUUAUAAUCCAGUCUGCUCAGAAGACGGCCAAACCUUCAUUUCUGCUUGCCACGCCGGUUGUCGUCAUUUGAGGGUACAGGGAAAUGGCAGCAAGAUAUACACCGGCUGCAGUUGCAUCAAGCCGAAGUUCCCACCUUCUUUGACACAUUUAUACAGAAACAACACAUUCGCGUAUACAACUGAAAUUCCAUUUGAGACCACAGAGCCCGACGUGUCUCCAAGUUUAGGCACCGCGAUUCCAGGUGCUUGCCCGGUGGAUUGUAUGCACAAGUUUUACGUCUUUCUGGCUGUGGUUUGUCUCCUUAAGUUCAGCGGUGCUACAGGAAGAGCUUCCAACUUUUUGGUAUCCGUCAGAUGCGUCGAUGAAAAAGAUAAAACGGUGGCCAUGGGCUUUGGAUUGACUAUUAUGAGCUUGUUCGCAUUCAUACCGUCUCCUAUUCUGUUUGGAUUUAUUUUGGAUAAAACCUGUCUUGUGUGGGGAAAAACGUGUUCAGGCACAGGGAAUUGUUGGCUUUACAACGGUGUCACUUUGAGAUAUCUACUAAACUUUACAGCAGCAGGCUUCGUAACGAUCGGCACGUUGUUUGAUGUGGGUGUCUGGUAUUUCGUGAAAGAUGUAAAGAUCUUCGACGAGGAGAUCGAGCUGAAAGACAUAGCCGAAGAACCCGGCGAGACACUUUGAAAGCGAGCCAUUAAAACGAUCCAGUCAGAUCGCUUCGUUUUCAUGAUGUGGCGUAAAGGCUCGAGCAACGAAAUCGUUGGUGAAUAGGAAAAAAGCAACAGAGAGGAAAAGAACGAGCGCGCGCAAGAGAGAAAGAAAAAGAGAGAGAGAGAGAG
Nomia melanderi (Alkali bee) is the source of this 2977-nucleotide messenger RNA. It is a transcript of the gene Oatp58Dc, whose product is annotated as Organic anion transporting polypeptide 58Dc. Gene Ontology annotation, biological process: transmembrane transport; sodium-independent organic anion transport. Gene Ontology annotation, molecular function: protein binding. The record is from RefSeq and is a predicted model, not a curated record. Gene Ontology annotation, cellular component: basolateral plasma membrane. NCBI's taxonomy places the organism in Eukaryota, Metazoa, Arthropoda, Insecta, Hymenoptera, Halictidae.